Molecule: messenger RNA, 3264 nt
Organism: Clarias gariepinus (North African catfish)
Lineage: Eukaryota; Metazoa; Chordata; Actinopteri; Siluriformes; Clariidae
Gene: dhrsx
Product: dehydrogenase/reductase (SDR family) X-linked
Exons: 7
Coding region: 1-1035 (344 amino acids)
Molecular function (GO): oxidoreductase activity
Source: RefSeq, a predicted model, not a curated record
AUGGAGCCGGCUGCAGGUCGGACUGUAAACAGUGAGACACGGUCCCGCGGCGCGAUGUGGUGGCUGCUCGCGCUCAUCGUGCCGGUGAUCAGGCUGUAUGUGAUCGGAGUGAGAGUGUUAGUGUACCAGCUGUUUCAUAAAGCCUUCACUCUACCAGUGUUACCCAGACAGAACGGGAGGGUUGCCAUAGUGACGGGAGGAGCCAAAGGAAUGGGCUAUGAAACUUCUCGGCACCUGGCGAGCCUGGGCACGCAUGUGGUCAUCGCUGGAAAUGAGGAGGAGGAGGGUCUCAUUGCGGUGAAGAAAAUCCAAAAGGAGAGCGGACACAGGAAAGUGGAGUUCAUGUACCUGGACUUGGCCUCCUUGAAGUCUGUUCGAGAGUUUGUGGAGAGAUUUAAAGCCAGGGGUCUGCCUCUACACACUCUCAUCAAUAACGCUGGUGUUAUGCUGGUCCCAGAAAGGACAACAGAGGACGGAUUUGAGUUGCACUUUGGGCUGAACUAUCUGGGCCAUUUCUUGUUGACCAACUUGCUGCUCGACUUGCUGAGGGAUUCUGGGAAGAGUGGGAGUUGCUCCCGCAUCGUCACAGUGUCCUCAGCCACCCAUUAUGGAGGAAGACUUGAUCUAAAUGACCUGCAGGGCAGGUCGUGUUACUGUUCCCAUGGUGCGUACUCUCAGAGUAAACUGGCCCUGGUGCUUUUCACCUACCACCUUCACAAGCAGCUGUCGACCCGAGGUGAUUCAGUGACUGCAAACGCUGUUGACCCUGGCAUGGUGGACACGGACUUGUACCAGAACCUGUGCUCGCUUGCUCAUCUGCUCCAAAAACCUGUGGCCAAACUGCUCUUCAGGACCCCGGCCGAAGGAGCGUCCACGGCCGUUUACGCAGCCGCCGCGUCGGAGCUGGAAGGGCUCAGCGGCCUGUACCUGUACAACGGUGAAACGAAGAUCUCCUCUGCGAGCUCGUACGACAAGCAGCUGCAGGACAAGCUGUGGACCAAGAGCUGUGCGCUGGUGGGUCUUCAAAAAGCCUGAAGAACCUGAGGAACAUCUGAACAUGGGUCACGAUUACAGAGACAAAGGUUCCCCUCGCAGGCAUUUUCAUUUUGCACCUGGUAUACCGUGUAAUAGUGGAAGGAGUUGGUACUUCUUUCCUCAUAGCAAUCACCAGAGAUUGAUUCUUCUGUCCGGGGGGUAAUUAUUACUCCAAAAGGACAGAAGGUAUGCCAUUUCCAAAACCCGAUGUCGUGAUUCUGCACUAUGAGAACGUAUAUAAUGUUAAUGCUGAGAACCUGAAUCAAUGCAAUAACAACAAGUUCUACUGAUUUGCCAAGCUGUGGCUUUGAAAUUACUUUUAAAACAUAAUCAAUUGACUUGACCGGUGGUCAUGUACGGUUUUAAAAAAAACAACAACAACCAAACAGUUUAAAAUGGAUGACGCUUUGCCUCUCUGUUUUCAUUUCCUCCUGCUUCCAGAGGGGAAAAAAAAAAUCUCUCAGCUUGUGCCGUCUUUGGUGGAUUCCCCUGUUCCUGAGUGGUCCUUUUCUCUUUGCUAAAUCAAACAUGCUCUAACACUUAAUGAUGGAAACCAGCCGAGUGGCGAUUGAAAACAUCGCCGACGCACAGCCGGAAGGCUACCGCGGGAGAAAUGGUGAUUUGUUAAAGCUUUGUUUUUUUUGUUUUUUUUCCUCCUUUUUCUCACCCUGAAAUUCGGUGUAGUGUCUCAGCUUUCCUUAGCGCGGGUACCUCGGCUUGGCCUACUUACUCUUUGUUGUCUGUUUAUUUUUAAUGAUCAUGAUUAUUUUGUCUAUCUUUGGUGACUGUGAUGUAUUAGACAAAUGUGAUUGUAGUGUCUGAACAAUCUAUAAACAUCUUUAGUGUUUUAUUUCUUUUUUUUCCCCUUCACCGUUUAGUCCUCUUAUCAGAAACCUGGAUGAAAGGGUUUGAAUUUUAUAAAGGGUGAAAACAGUGUUCAGAUUUUUCCGAUGCUAGACGUAAACACUCAAAACGUGUCCUGAUGAAUACUUUGAAUCCAGCUAGCCAAGGUCUCAUUGUGAAUUCACAGCACUUGAUUAAUUAUUUUGAAUAAAUGAAAGACAAGUCAAGCAAGUGGAAACGAAUAGAAAAAAAAAGACUCCUAGUUUUCUAACUCCCUUGUGUAAAAUAUGACUGACUGAAAUGUUUGAACUCAGAAAACUUCACUUGUAUCCAUGUCAAAUGUUACUGUGUUAAGUGUACGUGUCUGUAUUUAUCUGUGAGUUGAACCAAACGUGUGCUCAGAAUGCUAUAACAGUAUUUCGUUGUUCACGUAAACUCUAUCCCAAAUUUCUUUUCUCGAUUUUAACCAGAGGUGGGCAAAGUACACGAAUCCUGUACGUGAGUAAAAGUGGCGAUACCGUGGGACAAAUGUUAAUCAAGUAACAGUAAAAGUUCUCUAUUUACACGUUUACUUGAGUAAAAGUACGUAAGUUCAUCGUCUUUAAAUUUACGUAUAAAAAAUACUUUCAAAUCUCUCUCUCUUUGUCUCUGCUUCUGAUUUCAAACACUUGUUACAUUAUUACGCGUCUUUAUGAAGAGAUAAGUCGUGCAAUUAUGCAAAAUACACCGUGUCGCCACAUAACGCAGCGGCAUGCAAGAAAUGUAGUAAAGUAGAAGUACAGAUUUUUGCUGUACUUCUGAGCGGAAAAAAAAGAUCCUCUGAUAAAACUAGUUUUUAUUAAAGUGAAGUACAAAUACCUUAAAAUAUUUUCUUCACUAUAGUAAGGAACUAGGUGUACUCCGUUACCUCUGGUUUUGACCAAUCAAGAGAUUUGAUCCUAACUUAUCGUACUGUAUGAUCCGUGCUGGCUAAUCAGGCUGAGCCAUUUGUCUUUCAUGGCAACUGCAAGGGUAAUUACAGCUGUAAUUGCAGCCCUAGCAUGAUUGCUUCCUUGCUCGGCUACCAGACAGUUUAAUUAGACGGCGAUAAGAAGGUAAGGAAUAAAUCCGUAACAAUAUUUAGGACUGAUCAGAAACGCCGCUCAGAAGAAGAUAAUUGCACGCACACUCUCGAAUAUUAUUAAAGGCAACCACCUCUCACUGUGAACCACGCCGUCGCGGUUUGAUCGUCAUCCUCAAUCUCUGAACACUCGUCACGAGUGGAGCUUUCUGUCGAGUGAUGUGGAAGUGUCAUCCUGUCUUAAACUAAAGGGAGGGGAGGAGAAGAAGAAGAAAAUGCAUAUCCUUUGAUUGAAAUUUUAAAAAGAAUCCUUGAAAUCAAUGUUA